CCGUAAGUAGCUAGAGUGUUCAAUCAGUUUUAGUGACCAUUUGAAUAAGAUUGUGAUAUUAUUUUUGCACUACACAGUGGUGACCCCCAUUGUGAGUCAAUGGUUGCAGGCUUUAAUUAAUACAGAUCUUAAUAUUAAUAACUGUUUAGUUGUGAAAGAGACUUUAUCAACAUGCAUGCUGUGAAUGGACUUCUGUUGAUAUCAGUGGGACUGUCUUAUGGAUUGGAGACCUCCUGUGAUGCCAGAAAGGAUGGAGCUCAGUGUUAUGGAGCUCUGGGAGGAACUGUCUGUCUCCAGUUGAUCAUCAACGCCAGUGGACAUGAGCUUGAAUUCAAGAACAACAUCACAGGGACAAACGUUUUCAAAUUAGAAAACGGCAAAGUCACAACAAACCCCCCUUUAAAACACAGAGCAGUGUUCUAUGUGGAAGAUGGGAUGUUGAUGCUCAGUAACACAGAGAAGGCUGAUUAUGGGAAAUAUGACUUAAACAUUUACAACUUAGAGGGGACGCUUCUGAACACAACACAAUUAGACCUACUCCUGGUUACUGAAGCCCCAGUGUCCCCUCCUCAGCUGUCCUCUGAGUGUCUGUCCCAUGGAGAGAUGAGGGUGACCUGCUCCUUUGAGGGGGACAGUCCCCAGUACAGCUGGACUCUGGACGGACAGACACUGAAUGGAAUGGAGGCUUUUCUCAGUGACAUGACAGACACCGUCAUUCUGAAGAAGGGUGUAGUGGGGACUCUCGCUUGUACAGUGAAAAACCAUAUCAGCAAUGUUACCAUCACUCAAGAAAUCUCCUUAUGUAGGCCUACUGAUGAUGAUGAAUAAGCAAAGAGUGCUUACUCAGGAUACACAAAAGAAGAGGUUUACUGUUCCAGAGGUUUAGAGGAAGAAGUGGAUGUCCUCAGAGAUGCUGUGAGGACAAAACCAAGCUGUGAGAUGUUGCUGACACAAUAUUGCUUUCUAUUGAAAAUGUAUCUUAUUGUUCUUUUAAUGUUUUCAAUGUUAUUUCAAAUGAGUAUAUACUGCUGUCAGUGACUGUAAUAACGUUAUAACAUUUGUGAGUAUAACCUUUUGCAAUAAAA
Messenger RNA from Coregonus clupeaformis (lake whitefish), 1085 nucleotides. RefSeq lists its product as uncharacterized. Lineage: Eukaryota; Metazoa; Chordata; Actinopteri; Salmoniformes; Salmonidae. The transcript is spliced from 4 exons. Bases 172 to 828 code for a protein of 218 amino acids. The record is from RefSeq and is a predicted model, not a curated record.